Molecule: messenger RNA, 734 nt
Organism: Phymastichus coffea
Lineage: Eukaryota; Metazoa; Arthropoda; Insecta; Hymenoptera; Eulophidae
Exons: 4
Coding region: 1-588 (195 amino acids)
Source: RefSeq, a predicted model, not a curated record
AUGAAAAUUCUUACCGAUGGCCGCGGUCGGCCGCGCUCCUCGGCCGCGGAGCAGCUUGGAGGCGGCGCAUCGUCGUUGUCCCGGCGCGCUCCCGGUCGACUCGGCGGCGGCGGCGGCGGCGGCGGCGGCGGCGGUGGCGGCGGCGGCCAGUACCCGGCCGCCCAGUACGGCGCGCCGGCCCAGGCGCCCGUCAUCCACAAGCACGUGUACGUGCACGUGCCGCCGCCCGAGGCGCCCGAGUACAAGGCGCCCAAGUACGUGGCCCCGCAGGCGCCGCCCCAGAAGCACUACAAGAUCGUGUUCAUCAAGGCGCCCACCCCGCCGACCCCCACCGCCCCCGUGAUCCCCUUGCAGCCGCAGGACGAGGAGAAGACGCUGAUCUACGUGCUGGUGAAGAAGCCCGAGGAGCAGCCCGAAAUCGUGAUCCCCACGCAGGCGCCCACGCAGCCCAGCAAGCCCGAGGUCUACUUCAUCCGCUACAAGACCCAGAAGGAGAGCCAGGCUGCCUACGGGCCGCCCAGCGCCACCCCCGGCACCCCCAUCGACAGCUACGGACCGCCGGCCGGCGGUAGCGACGGCCCCUACUAGGCGGCCCGCGCGGAGCUCCGGGAGCGCCUGCGCUCGCCCUCCGCCGCCCGUCGAAUUCUCGGCUCGACGGCCUGCCUCUGUACAAAGCUCGGCGCGACCGGCGAGCCCUCCCAGCGGCUCCUUCCCGCACCUCCUCCCUCCCGGCA